AUGUCGACGACGACGCGCGCGUGGACGCCGCGCGCGACGCGGGCGCGGCGACGCGUCGAUGCGCGCGCGGGUCAGGGCGAUGUCCACGCGUCGGCGUCGCGGCGCGUCGCGCUGGUGACGACGCUGGUGACGAUCGCGAAUGCGCGCGGGACGGACGGGGCGCGCGCCGAGUACGGCGACGCGGUGUACAUGGACGCGCUCCAGGGAUCGGGGAAGGAUUACGGCAAGCGGGAGGUGCUGUAUCCGGAUUUCGAGCGCGCCGCGAGCGGGUUGCAGUACAAGGACAUGGUGCUCGGCGACGGCGAGACGUUUGAGGCGACGCGCGGGAAGACGGCGACGAUCGAUUGGGACGGAUACACGAUCGGGUACUACGGUCGACCGUUCGAGGCGAGGAAUAAGACCAAGGGGGGGGCGUUUACGGGUGAGACGAAGGAUUUCUUCAGGUUUAAGGCGAGCGAUGAGGACGUCAUCGGGGCGUUUCGCGAGGCGAUCGUCGGGAUGAAAGUCGGAGGUAUUCGACGAAUCAUCGUUCCAGCGAAUAACUCGGCUUUGGGGUAUCCCGAAGGGCGAAACUGGCGGAAAAAGAAGCCGCAGCCGAACAAUUUUAGCGGUGAGCGUGCGCUCGGUUUCGUGCUCGAAAAUCAAGGCAUGAUCGACAAGACGCUGCUAUUCGACAUAGAGUUGCUCAAGAUUACUUGA
This is a messenger RNA of Ostreococcus tauri, 699 nucleotides long. Its product is annotated as Peptidyl-prolyl cis-trans isomerase,FKBP-type,domain. Gene Ontology annotation, molecular function: peptidyl-prolyl cis-trans isomerase activity. NCBI's taxonomy places the organism in Eukaryota, Viridiplantae, Chlorophyta, Mamiellophyceae, Mamiellales, Bathycoccaceae. The record is from RefSeq and is a predicted model, not a curated record. The transcript has a single exon. Gene Ontology annotation, cellular component: thylakoid; chloroplast. Bases 1 to 699 code for a protein of 232 amino acids.